AUGCAGAUCCCUACACGGCCUCACGGACCCUACGGAUUUUCAGUGCGUCCACAGGUUCAUCUCCACCCAGACUGUGCCAACAGCGCGUGUCUGUCCACAGCUGCAAAACCCAGCUCAGGAAAAUCAUUCACCAUUGACGCUCUGCUCGCCAAGCCGGACAACACCGAAACCACAAAGACAAGCCCAUUUCAGGGCUCACUGAAUCCUACGCCAUCACCGCCAGGUCUCUUUCUAUAUGCCGGACAGAUGUGUCCACCACUUCCUCACUACCUGCACAGCCCAGCAAUGAUGCACACACAAUCCAGCUAUCCAGUCUACUGCUGUCCGCCCUUCGGGUACCAGACAACAUGCCCGGGGACUGUUUAUUCACAAGGUGCCACACUGUCUAAAGCAGGAGUUCACGCGCACUACAAGCACAAAGGGGGGAAAUCAAAGCGGAUGCGCACGAGCUUCACCAACGAGCAGCUGUCUCGCUUGGAAAAGGAGUUUGCGCGCCAGCAGUACAUGGUGGGAUCAGAGCGCUUCCUGCUUGCAUCUGCACUCCAGCUCACCGAGGCGCAGGUUAAAGUUUGGUUCCAGAACAGGCGCAUCAAGUGGAGAAAGCAGAGUCUUGAGCAACAGCAGGCCAAACUUGCCAAACUAGGUCUCGCGGUUCCGCCGAAAAGCCCCGGAUCUCAAGGCCGUGAGGACGAGGGAGACGAGGACGAGCACGAUUUCACAGAGGACUCUGAUGUUGAUAUCGACGACUCCCUGCACGCCUGA
This is a messenger RNA of Tachysurus vachellii, 762 nucleotides long. It is a transcript of the gene noto, whose product is annotated as notochord homeobox. Gene Ontology annotation, biological process: regulation of DNA-templated transcription; central nervous system development; neuron differentiation. The transcript has 3 exons. Gene Ontology annotation, molecular function: DNA-binding transcription factor activity, RNA polymerase II-specific; DNA binding. NCBI's taxonomy places the organism in Eukaryota, Metazoa, Chordata, Actinopteri, Siluriformes, Bagridae. The coding region runs from base 1 to 762 and encodes 253 amino acids. The record is from RefSeq and is a predicted model, not a curated record.